AUGGAGUUUGAAUCAACAGAUAUCAACUUUUCCGUCUCUUGGCUCCUGGGUCUCAAGCCCAAAUCCACGUAUCCUCCAUGGGCACGAGACUUUAUGACAGAUGAACCCCGUUUCCUUGUGAGCCGCCUUCUCGGCCUGCUUCCCAGUCGCAAGCCCCGCCGCCGGCUGAGAAGGAGGCGUUGUCGUUCCAAGCUUGUAAUCCCUUCGACAGAACCCAUCGUGGAGGAUGACCAAGAUGCUGUGGAUGAGGACAUGGAUGUCUUUGGCCUUGGGAAGUUGUAUGGCGACAUUCCUUACGAAACUGAAGAUGAUUCUGAUUCGGAAUCUGAGGAUGCACCUGCGGUCGAAGAGGAGCCUCCCGUGUUAGCAGAGCCAGAAUUCCUCAGGCUUUGCAAAAACAUGGAAGAGCUCCUCGAUGAUAUUGAAAGGGCUCAUCUUGAAGAGAACGACGACUCUGACAACGAAUCGAUUGACGGCCUAGAACCCGAAGACUGCCAAGACGAAUCCCCGUCGAGAAUUGAAUGGCUACGACAGAAAACGGUAGAAAAAGUAGAAAACAAAUACCUGGACCGAAUCAUGUCUCUACCGGGUUUGGAGGAAGCCAAGGCUUUCUUCCUACAGACAAGAGCCAAAGUAAAGGCCGCCCAAAGACGUGAAACCGAUUUGAGCAAGGAAAACUUUGAUGUGGUUUUCAUGGGCAACGAGGGUACUGGCAAGACGAUGCUGUCCCGACUCUAUGCUAAAUACCUUAUAUCUCUCGGGGUUGUCAAGAAGUCUGGCGUCUUCGCAGGUAUCAACCGAUUCUCGGCAUACAACUUGUCUAAAACAUCAACGUUGGCCACAAUCCACAACACCUGCAACGCGUGUGGCGGCUGUAUUGCCAUCAUUGACCAUGCUCAUUUGAUGAACGGCGACGACAGCAACCUCUGGAGUCUUUAUGUCAGGUCCCAAGAUCUACCCGGGAAAGUAGUAUUGAUUUUCGCUGGCAAUGGCGAAUGGGGCCUAUCAGACUUGAUGGGCUAUAGUGCCGAGGUUUCGAGUCACUUUCCCAUUCUAAAAUUGCCGAACUACACUGCCCACGAGCUGCGCAUGGUUUUCCAUGGCAUGAUGCGGAAAUGGUUCAAAAACAGGAUGGAAGUCGAGGGCGGUUAUGACGGCCUCUAUGUCAAGAUUCUGAUCCGAAGAAUCACGUCGGAUGCGAAUGGCAAGACCUUUGGCAACAUUUGGCCUGUCAGAAAGGCAUUCCUCGAAGCCUGCAGACGACAACUUGAACGUUUCAUACAAGCCAGGAAGACCGGUAAUUAUUUGGAGGAUUACCUGAUCACAAAGGAUGACCUCUUGGGCAACAGACCCUCGCUUGGUCCUGACAAGAGCCCUGCCUGGAAGGAGCUCCAAGAACUCGUCGGUCUGGACGAUGUGAAGGAAUCUAUUCUCUCUGUGGUAAGCCAAGUGAACCAAAACUUCAUUAGAGAGAUGCGCGGUGAUGAUCCCUUGCACGUUUCCCCCAAUCGUGUUUUCUUGGGACCGCCUGGCACCGGUAAAACUACAGUCGCAAAACUUUAUGGUAAAGUUCUAGCAGAUUUUGGACUUCUAUCAAAGGGCGAUGUCAUCACCAAGACCCCAGCGGAUCUCCUGGACCGCUAUAUCGGAGGUUCUGAGAACAACACUAAAGAGGCGUUGCGAGAAGCCAAGGGAAAUAUCUUGAUCAUUGACGAUGCCCAUAUGCUUGACCCUGGUACGAAUGGUAGUAGUGGUAGCUCUAAGAACGGCGACUUCAGAGGCGCUAUCAUCGAUACCAUUGUGGCAGAGGUUACUGGUGCCGCUGGAGAGGACCGAUGCGUCAUCCUCUGCGGGUACCCAGAGCAGAUGAAGGAGAUGUACGCAAACACAAAUCCUGGUUUGGCACGAAGGUUUCCUCUGGACGCAGCAUUUGUUUUCGAAAACUUCAGCGAGGAGACACUGGGCAAAGUAUUGGACCUCAAGUUGGCAAAGGAGAAGCUGAUCACCACCGAAAAGGCGCGAGAAGUUUCCAUGGAGGUCUUGAAGCGAGCUUCCGUUCGACCAAACUUUGGCAAUGGAGGCGAGGUGGACAACCUGCUGUCAAAGGCCAUUCUGGCCCGGUCCCGUCGCAUUGCUAAAGAGAGAAAGUCUGAUGACGAAGAUCUUGACGCUGUUCCUCUGGAGCCUCAGGACUUCGAUGCCGACUAUGACCGCUUAUCACACGCUGUGAAAAAUACCCGGGCAUUGUUUGAUGAGUUUGUUGGGUUCGAAGAGAUUAUUUCCAAGUUCGAAUCAUACCAGUACAUGGUACAAGGUAUGCGGAUGCGCAAUGUUGACCCACGGCCGUACGUGCCAUUCACCUAUGUCUUCAAGGGACCUCCUGGAACUGGAAAGACGUCGACCGCACGGAAACUCGGCGAGAUCUUUUACAACAUGGGCUUGCUUGCCGCACCUGAUGUUAUAGAUGCCUCAGCGUCACAGCUUGUCGGCGAGUAUUGCGGCCAAACUGGUCCCAAGACGCGUCGUCUGCUUGAAUCGGCUCUCGGUAAAGUCCUUUUUAUCGACGAGGCCUACAGACUCAACGGUAGUCGCGGAUCAUUCGCUGAAGAGGCAGUGAGCGAGCUAGUGGACGCAGUGACGAAGCCACAGUUUGCGCGCAAGCUUAUCAUCGUUCUGGCAGGCUAUGAAGAGGACAUGGACCGACUUCUGCGCAGUAACCAAGGAAUCAAGAGUCGAUUUGCUACCGAAUUCACUUUCCGUCCUAUGCGAACCGAACAGUGUAUCGAGCAGCUCAGACAGGUUGUUGGAAAAGUCGGCAUUACUAUCCAGUCAACGCCCGAGAUGGAGACCAGUAUCCGCACGUCUCUAUUCUCCCUCCUGCAACGUCUGAGUAAUGAUAAGGGAUGGGCGAGUGGCCGCAGUAUUGAAACUCUCGGCGAGCAACUGAUUGCUCAGAUCUUCAAGGAAUGUGCGAUCAAUAACUUCACAGGCAAAGACUUGUUUGUCACAGGUCGCCAGUUGGUGACUAUACUUGGAAAAGCAUCUGGCGUUCCCUAUGCCAGCAUUAGGAUGCCUGGAGUCCAGGCUCCCAUGGGUGCUAAGGUGAUGACGCUUAAGGACCUUGAGACCUCGGAGUAA
Fusarium pseudograminearum CS3096 is the source of this 3138-nucleotide messenger RNA. RefSeq lists its product as uncharacterized. The record is from RefSeq and is a predicted model, not a curated record. The transcript is spliced from 3 exons. The coding region runs from base 1 to 3138 and encodes 1045 amino acids. Lineage: Eukaryota; Fungi; Ascomycota; Sordariomycetes; Hypocreales; Nectriaceae. Gene Ontology annotation, molecular function: ATP binding; ATP hydrolysis activity.